UCAAUGUCAAAAUAUUUUAAAAUUCGGUCGGAUAUUUUUGUUUUUAUUAUAUCUAAUUUCCAACUUUUGUCGUGUUAUUACUUGACUUAAUUAACAAAAUUAGGUAACAAGGUGUAAUAUGAAAAAAAUGUGAUCCCAAAUUUUGUAUUUACCUUUCGAUUGUGAAUGCAUUUAUUGGUUUUAAGAAGGAGGUUAAUAUUAUCUCGUUGAUAAACAGCCACAAUUAUAGAAGUUAAUUAAUUAUGAGUUCGCAGAAUAUGUUCAACUCGACAGAGUUUGAUGCCCUGGAGGCACCACCACACAUGUAUUUUCUUGAAAUUGACGGACAUAAUAUUAUUGAAAACCCAGUGGAAUCUCAAGCUAUUCCUCUGAACAUGAUUCUUAAUCCACAAAACGAUCAUAUUUUGUUACCACUUGUGAAAGGCAGAUCGCCAUCUGAACAAUUGUGUGUUUAUGUAGAUCCAAAUGAUGUGCUUGAUGAUCAACAUGUUCAGAAUUACAUCAAUAAUCAAAGACAUUUAUCAGUCAAUGGAAAUGGCUCCUUACCAACAACUACAGAAGCUAGUAGUUAUAUUGUAGAAACUAAUGGAGUUUUGCAAAAACCCAGCACAAGCUGUGAUAAAACUUCUACUCCCAACAAUUCAAAAUGUUGUAAAGAACUAGAAAGUAAAGAAGAUGAGAAAAAAACAUUGAAAAAAGAUCAAGGAUUUGUUCACUUUGCGGAUCGCAUUGUGCCUCCCCGAGCCAUAGCCGUGUUGCCCGCGGCGCUACAGAUCCGGCGCGGGUGCGUGACGCCAAAACGUCUGAUGCCAGAGAGAGUUCGAUUUGGUCCAGUACAAGGGGUUGCAAAGUCAGUAACAAAGUCUGAAGCCCGGGAUAUACUUUGUAAUGCUGUAACUUCAAGGAUCCCUGUAUUCUUUCUAAAAAGUGAUAACAAUGUCACACAUAUUGAUGUUUCUGAUAGAGAUAAGUCCAAUUGGUUUAGUUUGCUGCCUUUGGGAACUCAAAGUACGGCAAAUGUGUGGUUAUAUGAAGAUGGUAACAAGCUAUAUGGAAUAACAGCGCACUCAGUAAAACCCAAGACACCCUUGGCCAUAGGAUACAGUAAACACUAUGCACAGGAGCAUAAUCUACCUUCGGAUCUACCAAUAUUAGACCUAACACGAGACCUACCAGAACUGCAGCGGCGGUGGUGGUGUUACGAAUGCCAUCGAGCAUUGCCCACUGCGUCUCAGCUUCAGUAUCAUGUGGAUAUUUAUCAUCAUAAGGAAAAAGUAACAUCGAUGGGGCGAUACCGAUGCCGACAAUGCACCAGAACAUUUGGAAGGCGGUUCACCUUGAAACGACACAUGGCGCGCUACUGUACCAAAAAGCCAGAAAAAGUUGAUAAUAAUAAAACAAAUACUACAUCAGAAAUAGGACAGAAUGUGUCAUUAAAUGUAGAUGAUACUAGAUUGCCAUCGGAUGAAAGUCUGCAGAACUUCACAAGUGGGAUUGAUUUCUCAACCAAUUUGUUCGACACAGACAGAAUGGCAGGACUUGACAUAUCAGGGAGCUCAAGAUCCGAUACAGAAUUCAAUUCUUACGGAAUACCUUUCAAGGAUAAUAAUGAUUUAGAUGUGCAAUUGGGACAACUUGCAGGCAACAUCGAUAAAUCAGGAAAUGAGGAUCAAGAAAAAAAUAAAAAUAAUUCAAGCGAACCUUUAACUAUUUUAAUAUCAUGCCUAUACUGCAAGCAAACAAUUUUGAGGGAGAAAAAACGGAAGCAUUUAAGGGAAUGUCCUCAGAGAAAAUUCGAUUGUAUGUGCGGCGUUGCAUUCAACAGCUCAGAGAAACUUGCUCGUCAUGUACAAAAUGAGCAUCGAGAAAAACAAGAUAAAAACGCACCAAAGACUGAAACAAACGAUGAGGCUAAUAGUACGGAGUUCAAAUGUGAAAAAUGUCCACUAGUAUUCAAGCGGCGAGGCAUGUUCGUGAACCACAUGUGGCGCGUGCACCGCGCGGCCGCCAGCGCGCCACUGCAGCGCCGCGUGCGCCUGUACCCGUGCGGCGCCUGCGCCAAGCUCUACCGCACCGCCGCCAAGCGCGACGCGCACCGCGCGCACCACCACCCCGGUACACUAGCUCCCUCCACCAUGGUCAUCAUUCCAGCGGCGAGGCAUGUUCGUGAACCACAUGUGGCGUGUGCUAGGCCGCGUGCGCUGUACCCGUGCGGCGCCUGCGCCAAGCUCUACCGCACCGCCGCCAAGCGCGACGCGCACCGCGCGCACCACCACCCCGGUACACUAGCUCCCUCCACCAUGGUCAUCAUUCCAGCGGCGAGGCAUGUUCGUGAACCACAUGUGGCGUGUGCUAGGCCGCGUGCGCUGUACCCGUGCGGCGCCUGCGCCAAGCUCUACCGCACCGCCGCCAAGCGCGACGCGCACCGAGCGCACCACCACCCCGGUACACAGCUCCCUCCACCAUGGUCAUCAUUCCAGCGGCGAGGCAUGUUCGUGAACCACAUGUGGCGUGUGCUAGGCCGCGUGCGCUGUACCCGUGCAGCGCCUGCGCCAAGCUCUACCGCACCGCCGCCAAGCGCGACGCGCACCGCGCGCACCACCACCCCGGUACACAGCUCCCUCCACCGUCGUCAUCAUUCCAGCGGCGAGGCAUGUUCGUGA
Molecule: messenger RNA, 2663 nt
Organism: Ostrinia nubilalis (European corn borer)
Lineage: Eukaryota; Metazoa; Arthropoda; Insecta; Lepidoptera; Crambidae
Product: PR domain zinc finger protein 10-like
Exons: 15
Coding region: 243-2663 (806 amino acids)
Biological process (GO): regulation of transcription by RNA polymerase II
Cellular component (GO): nucleoplasm
Molecular function (GO): DNA-binding transcription repressor activity, RNA polymerase II-specific; RNA polymerase II cis-regulatory region sequence-specific DNA binding
Source: RefSeq, a predicted model, not a curated record